This is a messenger RNA of Melitaea cinxia (Glanville fritillary), 906 nucleotides long. RefSeq names its product SRR1-like protein. The transcript has 2 exons. NCBI's taxonomy places the organism in Eukaryota, Metazoa, Arthropoda, Insecta, Lepidoptera, Nymphalidae. The record is from RefSeq and is a predicted model, not a curated record. Gene Ontology annotation, cellular component: cytoplasm; nucleus. Gene Ontology annotation, biological process: microtubule-based process. The coding region runs from base 61 to 900 and encodes 279 amino acids.
CAUUUCCGUCUUCCGAUGUUAUGUUCGAUGGCGUUGUUGGCGUCAAAUGGUAUGUAGCCAAUGUUGCUUAAAAUGUCAAAAUCUCUAAUUGACAGUGAUGGUUUUCAAAUUAUUACGACUAAAAAGUCUUUAAAAAGUAAAUCAACUAAAGUACCUCCCAAGGAAACGAAUUUUCAAAAACAGGAAACUAAAAUAGAUAUUGAAAAAUCUUAUCGACGUGUUCACACCUGUGUAGAGGAAUUAAGCACAUCAGAAUAUUUGAAAAAAAUAGAUAAAGCCGUAAGUAAUAUUUUAAAAGAUAGGAACAUCGUAGAAAUCGUUUGUUUUGGCCUUGGGCACAUCGGAGAGUGCAAUAUUUCGAAGUACCAAUUAGCACUACUACUAUGUCUAAAAAACAAAUAUAAACCCAAUAAAGUAUGUGUACAUGACCCGAUAUUUUAUAAAGAUGAAUGUGAAAUUUUAAAAAAGUUCAAAUUAGAUGUUAUUAAAGAAAAUACUGAAGGAAGUUACAUAAUUAGUGAACAAGGAGUAACCUUAGUAUAUCUUCCACACUGUCCAAAACAACUCACAAAUAAUUUUUUUUGGAGCAAUUGGGUAGAGAACUUAGAAAAUUGCAUUCUUCUUUGUAAUAGUUUUACAUCGAUUAUAGAAAAUCAAUUAAGUCGAGUUGUAAAAGAAACUGUUCCAUUAAUACAUAAAAUUUAUCCUUUCACUCAAGAAGUGCUUUUAGACAAUAAUUUCAUAUAUAAGGAUAUAUUUAAUGAUAUAUCAGUACAUUACUUUCCAAAAGAUAAAUUGGAAUGUGUACCAGCUGACUUUUGGAAUAAACCAGAUAAGCCAAAAUAUGAAAACGCUGAAGAAUUUAUAACGUCAUUAAUGAUAGAAAAGUUGACGAUCUAAAUUUGU